Messenger RNA from Hemibagrus wyckioides, 3482 nucleotides. It is a transcript of the gene arih1, whose product is annotated as ariadne ubiquitin-conjugating enzyme E2 binding protein homolog 1 (Drosophila). The record is from RefSeq and is a predicted model, not a curated record. Gene Ontology annotation, biological process: protein polyubiquitination; ubiquitin-dependent protein catabolic process; positive regulation of proteasomal ubiquitin-dependent protein catabolic process. Gene Ontology annotation, cellular component: cytoplasm; ubiquitin ligase complex; nucleus. The coding region runs from base 216 to 1838 and encodes 540 amino acids. The transcript has 14 exons. Gene Ontology annotation, molecular function: ubiquitin protein ligase activity; zinc ion binding; ubiquitin conjugating enzyme binding. NCBI's taxonomy places the organism in Eukaryota, Metazoa, Chordata, Actinopteri, Siluriformes, Bagridae.
UUGAUGACGCGGUACGUCUCUUUGUUGGCUCGGCAGCAGCAGCAGCAGCAGCAGCGUCCGAUCUGUUGUUAUUUUCUCUGCAGCUAAAAAAACAGGAAUGCUAAGAGACUAAAGCGGUUUCCCCCCACAGGUUAUCCUUUUCUGUUUAAAAUCGCCCUUUGUACUCAGACCCACGUAUAUACCCUGGCUUGUCACAACCCGACGUCGAUCUAGUAAUGGACUCAGACGAGGGUUACAAUUAUGAAUACGACGACGAGGAAGAGGAGUGCAGCGAGGACAGCGCUGAAGAGGAAGCCGAGGACGACACCCUGGAGCUCGGCGACGUGGAGCUGGUCGAUCCCGUGGUGGCCGGCGGCGAGCGAGACGAGUGCGGGGAGAACGGCGGCAGCGGCCUCGGCCCGGGACAAGACGAGGAGGACUACCGCUUUGAAGUUCUCACCGCUGAGCAGAUCCUCCAGCAUAUGGUCGAGUGUAUCAGGGAGGUCAACGAGGUCAUCCAGAAUCCUGCAACAAUCACAAGAAUACUGCUUAGUCAUUUCAACUGGGACAAGGAAAAGCUUAUGGAAAGGUACUUCGAUGGUAACCUGGAUAAGCUUUUUUCCGAGUGUCAUGUCAUAAACCCUAGUAAAAAAUCCAGGACGCGUCUCAUGAACACACGAUCGUCAGCUCAGGAUAUGCCGUGUCAGAUCUGCUAUCUCAACUAUCCUAAUUCGUACUUCACUGGUUUGGAAUGUGGGCACAAGUUCUGCAUGCAGUGCUGGGGCGACUAUUUAACCACCAAAAUCAUAGAAGAAGGAAUGGGCCAGACCAUUUCCUGUCCUGCACAUAGUUGUGAUAUCCUGGUUGAUGACAACACAGUGAUGCGACUGAUAACAGAUUCGAAAGUGAAGUUGAAGUACCAACAUUUAAUAACCAAUAGUUUUGUAGAGUGCAAUCGACUGUUAAAAUGGUGUCCAGCUCCUGACUGCCAUCAUGUUGUCAAAGUCCAGUACCCUGAUGCCAAACCUGUUCGCUGCAAGUGUGGCCGGCAGUUCUGCUUCAACUGUGGAGAGAACUGGCAUGACCCAGUCAAGUGUAAGUGGUUGAGAAAGUGGAUUAAAAAGUGUGAUGACGACAGCGAAACAUCCAACUGGAUUGCAGCAAACACUAAGGAAUGUCCUAAAUGCCACGUGACCAUAGAGAAGGAUGGAGGCUGCAACCACAUGGUGUGUCGGAACCAAAACUGCAAAGCGGAGUUCUGCUGGGUCUGCUUAGGCCCGUGGGAACCCCAUGGAUCAGCCUGGUACAAUUGCAAUCGCUACAAUGAAGACGAUGCCAAGGCAGCUAGGGAUGCGCAAGAGGUAGGCAAAAUUGUACCAAGCGACAUCCACCAUCCUGUACGCUCCAGAGCAGCCUUGCAGAGGUACCUGUUUUACUGCAACCGCUACAUGAAUCACAUGCAGAGCCUGCGCUUCGAGCACAAGCUGUACGCGCAGGUCAAGCAGAAGAUGGAGGAGAUGCAGCAGCAUAACAUGUCAUGGAUUGAGGUGCAGUUCCUGAAGAAGGCUGUGGACGUGCUGUGCCAGUGCCGCUCCACGCUCAUGUUCACCUACGUCUUUGCCUUCUACCUCAAGAAGAACAACCAGUCCAUUAUUUUUGAGAACAACCAGGCAGAUCUAGAGAAUGCCACUGAGGUAUUGUCUGGAUACCUAGAGCGAGACAUUUCCCAAGAUUCACUGCAGGACAUCAAGCAGAAAGUACAAGACAAAUACAGAUACUGUGAGAGCCGACGGAGAGUCCUGCUACAGCACGUGCACGAAGGCUAUGAAAAAGACCUGUGGGAGUACAUCGAGGAUUGAGGCAGUGCCCUCCCGCUACUAGACUCUUGGAGAGUGCCUCCACCACCCAGAGCGCUGAUGCAACUGAACCGGGGCAGCACAAGCCUCAAGCUGCUGCCCUAUUGUCUCCCACCGUUCCACCAUCCCGCCCACCUCCUUUAAUUUUUUUUUUUUUUCUCCCCCUGGUGGAUUUUCAGUUUUCAUACUGAAAGUAAAUUAUAUUUAAAUGAAAAAGGAAUAUUCAGAAAUAAAAUAAUGUGUACAGCAGUAUUGUUAAUGGUGAACAAACUGAAAUUCAAGGAAAGCGAGUGGAUGGUGAAAGAAAGAAAGAAAAAGAAAGAAAGAAAGAAAGAAAGAAAGAAAGAAAGAAAGAAAGAAAGAAAGAAAGAAAGAAAGAAAGAAAGUCUUGUCCAGGCUGGUGUUGUAACACUUCUUCCCCACCAUCUAUUCCCUUUUUCUUUCUUGGAUGUCUUCAGUUCAUUUUAGUUUCUUUUGACCUAUUUGUUUGUGUGCGGGCAGUGGACUUUUUUCAUAAUGGCUUUAAUUGUCCUGAUCAUGUCCUCUUGCAUGGACAGGUCCAUGUCUGGGUUGCUGAAUGUUUGCUGAAAACAAAACAGAACAAAAAAAAAAAAAAAAAAAAUCAAAUUGGUAUUUUUCAAUUUGUACAUAAUGCAUAUGCAUGGGCGUUAAAGAGCAGGAGUGGCACGUGUUUGCAUACUUUUUAAAUUUAAGGAAAUAUUUAUUCUUUUCAAAUAUUAAGGAGAAAAAAAGAUGUAUAUUUGCUGUGUAGAUUGAGUAUCUCUCUCUCUCUCUCUCUCUCUCUCCCCUCCGCCCUUGUUUGUCCCUCUUCCGAAGAGUUCCGGACGUUGGAUGCUUAAAACCCAAAACAGGAGUCCAAAUCUCUCCAUCUUUUUCACUCCGUCAAACCGGAGCAUGUUUUUAGGAGACUGAAGACUGAACUCUGCCAAAAAAAAAAAAGAAAAAGGAAAAAAAAAGCAGUAUGCCAAGGAGGAACGUUUAGAUUGCUGCAGGUCUAACUAGCAAAAAAAAAAAAAAAAAAAAAAAAAAAAAGCAACGAGAGCUCACUGUCCUGAAGAGCAUGAGACGUAGAACGCUAUCGUUUUCACCGCAAUUCAUGAGAGGUGGAGUUUUAAGACACAAUAUCUGUAGGAAUUACAUGCCAGCCACUAAGAAUAUGGCACUGGACCGGGCUCUUCCUGGUCAGUGUAGUUUUCCCAAGUAGAACGAUUUUGAACUGUGAUCUCAUUUUAAAGUGAUGAUAACUUUUGGGAGCCAAACUGAGUGACAUUCACUCAAGGUGACAUGCACACAAACACACUAUCUUAUAAUGUUUGCGUGAAUGUAACUUUUUAUAUGCUCUGCAUCUCUUUCUCUCUCUCGCUCUCUCAAAGAUUCCUGUUCUUCCCAAAAAACAAAUAUUUUUCUUUGGUGCAUUUGUGGGGCAGGUUUGAAGGCAGUGAUGUGUAUGAAUGGUGCAGUUAGUGUAAGCAAGCUGUCUGCAUUGAGCCAGUGUCAAGCACAUGUGUAUACUGAACCGUGCAGGUCUGAUAGUCCAUCAUCUCUUGUUUUGCUGUGAAAUCUCAUGUGCUUUUAACCAUGUUUAGCUCAGGGGUCAUGUGUAUUAAAGAUUCUCAUUGUACAAGU